Chaetomium strumarium is the source of this 1269-nucleotide messenger RNA. Its product is annotated as PLC-like phosphodiesterase. Lineage: Eukaryota; Fungi; Ascomycota; Sordariomycetes; Sordariales; Chaetomiaceae. The transcript is spliced from 2 exons. Gene Ontology annotation, biological process: lipid metabolic process. The record is from RefSeq and is a predicted model, not a curated record. Bases 1 to 1269 code for a protein of 422 amino acids. Gene Ontology annotation, molecular function: glycerophosphodiester phosphodiesterase activity.
AUGGUAGUCCUGGUCCAUUUCCUCGCCUGGUCGAGCCUCGCCCUCCCGGGCCUCGCGGCUCCCAAUGACAAUGACCGGCGUCACAAUCGGCCGAAGGUCACUCCCAUGAAGCGAAUCUCGCUUGGCCCUCGCCCCUACUGGCUUGUCGACCGCAUGGACGAUGGCCCGCUCAAGACCAAGCUCACCUCGUGCUCGGAGAAGGAGAUGAAGCGAAGCGACUGGAGCAUCUCGCAUCGGGGCGGCGGGACGAUGAUGAUGCCAGAGCAUACGCUCGAUUCCAUCAUGGCCGGCUCACGCAUGGGGGCCGGUAUCCAGGAAUGCGACGUAACGUUCACCAAGGACAAGCAGCUCGUCUGCCGGCACGACCAGUGCGACCUGCACACCACCACCAACGUCGUCUCCAUUCCCGAGCUCAACGCCAAAUGCACCGUCCCCUUCCAGCCUGCGGCCAACGGCACCAAGGCAACCGCAAAGUGCUGUACCUCGGACUUCACGCUUGCCGAGAUCAAGACGCUCUGCGCCAAGAUGGACGCCUCCAAACCCGACGCGACCACCCCGGCCGAGUACCUCUUGGGCACGCCCCUCUACCGGACGGAUCUGUACGCCAGGACGGUGUGCAGCCGUGUGCCCACGCUGCGCGAGUACAUCGACCUUGUCGACGCUCUGGGCCUGAAAUUCACGCCGGAGCUCAAGACCCCGCAGGUGCCGAUGCCCUUCCCCGCCGGCAGCGACUACACGCAGGCCAAGUUCGCGCAGCAGAUGAUCGACGAGUUCAAGGCGGCGGGGAUCAAGCCGGAGCGCGUGUGGCCGCAGUCGUUCCUGUACGACGACGUCCUGUACUGGCUCAAGGCCGAGCCCAAAUGGGGCAAGCAGGCCGUUCUGCUCGACGAGAGCGGGGACCCGCCCGCGACCAUGGCCCAGGCAGUGGCCAACCUCAAGAAGUACGCCAAGGACGGGGUCAAGGUCGUCGCGCCGCCGCUUCCGUACCUUGUGACGGUCGAGAACGGCAAGAUCGUCCCGAGCGAGUAUGCGCGCAGCGCGAAGAGCCUCGGGUUCAAGAUCUUGACGUGGAGUCUCGAGCGCAGCGGGUGGCUGGGCGAUGGCUCGGCGGGCGGCUACUACUACGGCAGCAUCGCGAACGUCACCAACAGCGAGGGCGACGUGUACAACCUCCUGCAUGUGCUGGCGCAGGAUGUGAAGGUGGCUGGUGUCUUUUCGGACUGGAGCGCCACCGUCACGUACUACGCAAACUGCUUUGGCCUGUUCUGA